Schistosoma margrebowiei is the source of this 4657-nucleotide messenger RNA. NCBI's taxonomy places the organism in Eukaryota, Metazoa, Platyhelminthes, Trematoda, Strigeidida, Schistosomatidae. The record is from the annotation of a GenBank genome assembly.
GUACUUUUCAAACUGUACGUUGCGUUUGUAAGUUUUGUUUUUAAUGGUCAUCAAGCGUUCAUUAUAAUUAUUCUCAAUCAACUUCCUAAUCUUUGACAUGUGAGAAUCCCAAAAUAUCUUAUACUUUGUCGAAUGUCCCUGUUUUAUCGUAAGGUUUCUUUCUAUUCACUAAUGUGAUUUUAAUAUUUAGACAGCAUGCACACUUGUAGUAUUUUUUUCCCCUACUUAUGGUGUCUUUUGCGUCUCUAAAGCUCAUCACUUGACUUGAGGUUAUGAUGUGUCUGUUGUAUGAAGUGCUAAGUGUUUCGGAUGAUUCAUUGCUUCGUGCGAUGAGUUCCUCAACUUUGAGUAAAUUUUCAGGACAUAUCAUGGGAACUUCAAAUGUUUGUUCAGAAAGUUCCUUAUACAAUGGCGGAACUACGUACAAUUAGUUCUAGGAUCGGCUUUUUUUGUCGUGACUCUAACAAAAAAUGGGAUGGUAAUUGACAUUUUUUAUUAUGCAAUGGGGGAUGAGGGGAGUCUGCUCAUUCAGUGUUAACACUGGAUGGGUUACAUAGUUCAACGCAAAAUGAAGAAUGUGAAAAUUUAAUUUAUGGACAGCUUUUGAGAAAUGUCAAGGUGAACUUAAAAUACUUCACCUACUAGCUAGUGUCUAAAGAGCGUUAUAAUUUAGUGCGUGGAAUUAUAAUUGUGACUUAAAAUUGUAAGUUAGGGUUAAAUAUUAGAGUUAGGGUUUUUCUUAUGAGGGCCACACCCCAAGCCUUUGAUCUAGAGGUCUAGCCCAAAAGGCAGUUGGGCAGCGUCAGGAGAUGCAGUCCCAUGACACAUGGUGACCAUCAAUAGGCGCAUACGGCAUUCGUUCCCUCAGGACCCUGGAGCCAGCCCAUGUGCACCAUUGGUUUGGAAUCAGGGUUUUCCGACUACCCUAGAUGUAUCCUUCAUAUUCGCCAACCCGGUUAAAGCACCGGAUAUUCGCUUUUCGUCCUCUCACUUUGGUAAACAACACUCGUGGUGCGAGAAGGAAGUGAGUAGGACUUUCUUGUCAGUGGCUGUAUUGAUGUUACCAUGUGAGAUCAUUUCAUAUUUUUCUUGCUGUCAAAAAUCUUUAGUAGCCCAUAGAUUUUAGUUCUACAGAUUUUCGAAGCUUAUAGAUUCGGUCAGCUAAAGUAAUUUGUCAACUUUGUGUUUUUCGACCACAGCCCGAUUAUUGCUAUAGUUUAGUUUUUAAUCUGUACUUAUCUAAUGAUUUGUACUUUUUCCCAACAGUUAUAACAUAUUUGAUAAAGAUAAACUUUUGUCACUUCAUAGUACAGUUGUUGAAGUAGUGUAGAACGGAAACAUGGUCCUUGUUUUUACUAGCUGCUUAAACACCAACAGCAUUGAAGUUUGUGGUUUGAUAUCUACCACCCGUUUUAUAAGGAAAACUUUCUGCGUCAAUAAUCAAAUCUUCACCAUACAGUACAAAGAAUCCAGUAAACGACUAAGAUAAGGUACGGAAAAACCAUAAAAAUGAUUAGAAAAAGAGAAAGCCAUAUGUUGAACACUUUCGGCUUUCUCGUCACUCAAUUUAAUUCUAAUGAGUCUUUUUAAUGUGGCUUUUCUUCGACCAGUGAGGUGAAAGCAGAUGUAUGCCCGUAUUAGGGCAUGGUCGGAGUCCAAGCAGGCAUUCCAGAACAAGUGACAGUCUUCUAUUGAGCCCUCCAACGAUGACUGAUGGCAAUAUGGUCUAUUUGAGCCCAUCGUUGGUUUGGUGCGGAGGGUCGCCAUGUUAUUAUCUAAAUACUUUUUCAAAUGAGUGUUAUAAUUUAGUUGUCAGGAUAUCUUUCGUGUUACCUAAAUGAAAGUUGUAUUGUAACUGUAUACUAUGUCCAAAUUCAAGUUGUAAUUUACAAGACAACUCGUAGACAUGUUAGACGAUUCAGUACUAUCUCACGGCUCUUGCAUUUAUUUAUUUUAACAUUCCAGACUUUUACUCAUUAGCUUAAACUAAUGCAAAUAGCUUCGUUAGGUGAUUUCAGUACAACGUGAUUUCUAGCAGGCUUAUUGUUUGAUCCCUGCCGGGAAAUCAGGUUGGUGUUUUUCAUUUUCAGUCAGCUACUUUAAGCUCCACUUUUCUCCAUUUCUCUUUUAUUGUGAAACUCAAAUUAGUUCACAUAUAUUAUCUCCGAAAUUUCCUAGAAAGUGUUUCGGGUAGUUAUACCAAUCGAGCGAGGUUUAGUUUUUGGACGAAUCGCAAUUGAAACUUGGUCUCUUUUUCAACAAGCAGAAUCAAUGACAUUUCCAAUUUGUACAGAAAGUAAUCACGCUCCAUUUAAAGAUCAGAUCGACGAUGAGACCGUAAUGUUUGAUCUGGAUAUGAGCGUGGAUACUUUGCCUGAUACACCCCUAAAGAAUGAUGAUGGUGACUCGGACACACAAAAGACUCGGACGAAUCAGUCCAGUAAUUCUCUUUCCGCCACUCCUUCAAGACGUGAAAGUAAAAUGAAGUCAGAUAUGUCUCGUUCUACUUCCAUCUCAGGACUUACUGAUAAUGUUAACUUGGAGGACAUUUAUGAGUACGACUGGGCUGAUAGUGACUCUGAAUCACCUGGUGGAAAACAUGAGAAGGAGUCAUACAUAGUUCAAGAAGUUCUUGCUGACUUUUUAAAGGUUAAAUCUUUUAAACGCAAGUACCCUGAUCUAGCUAGGCGCGCUAUGGAUGCUUAUGAACGAUCGUGGUUGCAACAAGAGGGGAUUGUUCCCGUUGGUCGUGCAGACCUUGGUCUCACAGCACUCAAAACUGAUGAUGUUAUGAAGCUUUUGCAACAGGAUUACCCAGAGAUACACAUUGCUCUCACGGAUUUGUUUCGUCGACGAAAAUUUAAAACGGCUGUCGAGAAUCAAAAGCGUCAGUAUGAAGCUGCUCGUAUUGAACGUGGAGAGGCUCGAGCUGAAGCAGCUCGCAGACGAGCGUUAGAUUCUGCUGCCGAUUACAAUCAUCGCUUGAUUACCGAACGUAUGAGUUCAAGACGUUGUUAUUGGGAUUUACAGACAAUGCAAAUUCACAUUCCCCAGAGAAUUUAUAAGUUAUUAGAAUACCCAACUUUUCCCAAUGGUGCAUAUCCUGUGGCAGUCAUACCUGGACAGUUUGCAGAAUAUUUUAUGAGCUAUACUCCUGAACAGUUAUCAUACCUUCCAUUAUCACGUGUUUUAUAUCCACAUCCACUACGAAAACAUAGAAAUCCACCUCCUCUCCCCACAACACUUCGAUUUGGUUCGAUUAAGCCGAAAGUCAAUCCACCUACUAUGACCUCUUGUGAUUUCGGUGAUCAAAAUUCAUUUGGUUUAGACCAUUCUAGAUCUAUUGACUCUUUAAACCAUCAAACCACAAGCUCAAUGGAAGGUCUUCGGACUAGAUAUGCAAACGGAUCACUAUUAUCAAGUGGUGUUGCUAAUUCAAACAUGUUAGUUGGUGAUAAAUCAUCGGUUUCUGAUGUAGAAACAGAUAAAAUCAGUAAUUCGAUCUAUCGACGAUAUAAAACAAAUACAGAAAUAAAUACAGAAAAUCCUAUUUGUGUUGUAUGUGGCCAAUUAGCUAUGAAUUAUAUACGUUGUUCUGAGUGUAAAUUAAUUGGUCAUCCAAAAUGUUUGGAUAUACCUGAUUCUAUGCUAUCAGGUGUGAAAAGCUAUGAUUGGACAUGUUUAGAGUGUAAACGGUGUGUGGAAUGUAAUGAUUCAGGUCAAGAAGAUCAAAUGAUGUUUUGUGAUCGUUGUGAUAGGGGUUAUCAUGCAUUUUGUGUUGGUUUAGGACGAAUUCCUAAUGGAAAUUGGGAAUGUUUAUUAUGUGAAUCAUUGCCAACUCCGCCUAGGAAAGGACGUCCUAGAAAAAAUAGACCUAAAGACUCGGAUGAUUUACCAUGGGGUUAUAGUGUGAAGAAACCACGUAAAUCAAUAUUGAAGCGGAAAAUUUGUCAAACACCAGGUGUCAAUGAUACCAAAGACACAUCUUUAGCAUAUAGUUCUUAUCCAUACGGUAGCGUCCAACCAAUAGUCCCUGGUACUGAAUUAGUACCUAAACGACGUCGAGGCCGUCCUCCGACAAAAAAUCGCGUUAUUGUAUCUCUUCCACCCCCGUCUUCUCCAUAUUUUUCGAAUCCAACCAACUUUAGUCCUACUCGUUCAGAUGUUUCUAUACCCCUACCAACCUCUCCGCCUACACCAUUAUCGAUCAAAGUGUCUAUGAUUGAAAGUGAACCUUCAGGACUAUGUCCAGUUAACGCCAUUUCAACUAAAAUAGAAUCCUUUGUUGCGGAAAAAGUUGAUAUUUCUGAAAAGUCUGAAAAUUUAAAACCGGAUAACAAUGAUAGUAUUAUUAAUAAUAGUAGUACGGUCGAUCAAACUGAAAAUGACAUUGUGAAACAUGUUGGUGAAAUGCAGAUUCCUUCUUCAACAAAUUCAUCUGAAUCAAAUAAUAUUGAAAACUGAUUAUUCAUUUAAACUGUUAACCAUCUUUUACCCUCCAGACUUGUAUAUUUAUCCAUUGUACUUAAAAUUCCCUAGUUUCAUUUUUAAUAACUAGUUUUAGUUAUCUUUCUUUCCAUGUAUUUGUAAUAAUGAAAUUUAUAUUCUAUAUUUCAAAUAUGGUUGAAUUUCUGAAAUAUAUUUAUUGUUAUAAGUC